GUUUGUCCUCUGCUGCUGGCCGUCUUUUGAGUGUUGUGUUGGGAACGCGCAAGAUGGCGGCUGACGGUUCCUCCACGUCUCCAGCCUUACAUUCCUAUGUGAAUGUCGGGGAUUAUUACCCGAGAAAACUUGGACCGAAGCCUGAUGUCGUUCCAUCGGGAGUGACUGAAAGGAAAAUCAAUCCGCAGGACAAGCCAGAUAUGGUUGUAUUAGAUGUCAUCAAUGUCAAAGAGCCAGAUAUUCCUAUCCAUAGGAAAAAGCAGGAGACAGACACGUAUGUUUUGGGCACAAUACAUCCAUUCCGGAAAUCUCAGAGGUCAAUCUUUGGAAAAUUUAUUCAAGAAUUCCAGCUUGUUUCAAGUGACAAACGAUCCUGGAAAAUUUUACUCUUUGGUUUCUUCAACUUAAUUUGCACAAGCUUCUUGUUAAUGUGGUGCAGCUCAACUAACAGCAUGGCCUUGACUGCUUACACGUAUCUAACCAUCUUUGACUUAUUCAGCCUGAUAACAUGCUUAAUAAGUUCAUGGGUUACUAUGAAGAAGCCUAGUCCUUCUUACUCUUUCGGGUUUGAACGAUUUGAGGUACUAGCUGUUUUUGCUUCCACUGUGUUGGCCCAGCUUGGAGCUCUUUUUAUUCUCAAAGAAAGUGUGGAAAGAUUUAUGAAGCAGCCAGAAAUACAUACGGGUCGUCUUCUUGUUGGAACUUUUGUGGCACUCUUCUUUAAUUUGCUAACAAUGCUGUCUGUAAAAAACAAGCCUUUUGUACAUGUUUCAGAAGCUGCCAGCACCAGUUGGCUCCAAGAGCAUGUAGCAGACCUGAGCCGAAGUUUAUGUGGAAUAGUCCCAGGUCUGAACAGUAUUUUGUUACCACGGAUGAACCCCUUUGUGUUGGUAGAUUUAGCUGGUGCUUUGGCUCUCUGUAUCACUUACAUGCUUAUUGAAAUAAACAACUAUUUUUCUGUGGAUACUGCUUCCGCUAUUGCCAUUUCUGUAAUGACUUUUGGUACUAUGUACCCUAUGAGUGUGUACAGUGGGAAAGUCUUGCUUCAGACGACUCCAUCGUAUGUUAUUGGUCAGCUCGAUAAAUUAAUCAGAGAAGUUUCUACCCUUGAUGGAGUAUUAGAAGUACGCAAUGAGCAUUUUUGGACCGUUGGUUUUGGAUCACUGGCUGGUUCAGUACACGUCCGAAUACGAAGAGAUGCCAAUGAGCAGAUGGUGCUUGCUCACGUAACCCAUCGUCUUUAUACACUUGUUUCAACACUAACUGUUCAGAUUUUUAAGGAUGACUGGAUUCGACCAUCACUAGUAACUGGAGCAAUUCCAGUAGGUAUGCUAAAUCUCUCCGAGUACAGCAGCCUACCACCACCGCCGCCACCCCACGUGAAAACAAUCGAUGACUUAAGCCCGGCUACAUCUACGCCUGCGAAGCCAAGCAGUCCGCCUCCAGAGUUCUCAUUUAACACUCCAGGAAGAAACGUUAACCCUGUCAUCCUGCCAAGUGCACAGCCUCGGCCAUACGGUUUGGGAUUUCAUUAUGGCUCCAUGUCGUACAAUAAUAUGUUUACACAAAGUACUGGAAGACCAGGAGGUGGAUUUGGAAUGGGACCAGCACAUGGACUUAGGACAGGUUUCACCAGUGUUCCCAACAGAUUUGGAACAAACAGUUUAGGACAGUUUGGUUUGCAUAAACAGUGAUCAGCUGCUAGUACAGUACUUAUGAUGGCAUGAAAGUUUCAUAUUUUUACAUUUUUGUAUUAAUGGACAGCAAUACACUAUUUAAAAAAAAAAGUUACCUUUUUUUUUUUUUCUGUGGCGAGAGGUGGGGGGGAAAUUAUCAUAAAGGUUUGUUUAUUAGAAUGCUAAGUGAAUAUCUUUUUUAAUUCCCUUUUAUUUAUUUUUUUUUUGCUGCUGAUUUUAAUGUUGAUUUCAACCCUUGCUGACUGAGUGAGGGUGCAGUUUAAGAGGCCUUAUAGGAAGCAAAGGAAGUACAUUAGACGAGGACGUUAAAACCAUAAUGCACCUUCUGUUUUUUAAAUAUCGUAUUGUGCAUCAGGUCCAUGUUAGCUGUUACAUAGUAGUAAAGCUUCAGGUGCCAAAUGACCAGUCAGUCUCCGGUAAAGAAAUCACGAGCUAGGCUAAAAUGCCUCCUAAAUUUAUAGUUUCAAUUUUUUUUUUGGCCCUGUUAACUUAAAAUACUUUUUAUUUUAGUUUCUUUGGCAUCAGGACUAUUCCAAAGACAUUUUACAUUAAACAAUAUUUUGUUAGAGCAAGUUUGAGCAGAAAUAUGAAAUUAUUGAAUCGGAUUCUUCUGUGACAGCCCUAAACAUCCUACUUAAUUGUAUGUUAUAGUAAGUGGUGAUUCUAAUUUAUUAAAUUAUUGUAAUAAUUGUCUAUCAAUGGACAUAAUAACGGUGUUGCUAAAAACAACUUUAUUUUUGAUAAAACAAGCAUACAUUAUGUAUAUUUUAAACUGCUUCAUUGAUGGCUAUGAGAAAGGAACAAUUCUAUUUCACUGGAUUAUUUUUCUCAAAAAACAAUCCCCUUCAGUCUAAAUUAUGACUUUCUUACCUUGAGUUCGAUCUUCGCCUGAAUUAGACAUCGUAAACCGUUUAUACAAAUGCUGCUUAGUAUUACUUACAAUUAUGUCUUUUUUUUUUCUUGCUACCAAGCUUGGAAAACCACACAGUAUCAGAACAUUUUCAACUGUCGUUUUUAUGGUCAUUGCAUGUAAAUAUUUUUGUGAUUUAAUUGUUUGAAGCGGGUUGUUUGUUUUGUGCUAAAAUUCAAGCAAGUGCAGCAGAGACCCGGAGUGCUAAUUGUGCAAGUUAAAGUGGAUAUGUUCCACAGUUGAGACUUUUAUAUAUAAAUAAAAGUCUAACUUGUUGCUGAUAAAAUAUUCUUUUAGUGAAAAGUAUUGUACAGCUUUCUGUAUUCCUUGAUUGUACUGAUAAAUUAGGGAAUGCUUCUAGAAUUAACUAGUUGCUCUUUUGUCGCUGUAAUUAAAUUCACAACUUAAUUUUCCUUUAAUACAAGUUUAAUUAAUUAAAUAUUUUUGGAAGUAUU
Erpetoichthys calabaricus (reedfish) is the source of this 3062-nucleotide messenger RNA. It is a transcript of the gene slc30a6, whose product is annotated as solute carrier family 30 member 6. The record is from RefSeq and is a predicted model, not a curated record. Gene Ontology annotation, cellular component: membrane. The coding region runs from base 54 to 1694 and encodes 546 amino acids. Gene Ontology annotation, molecular function: monoatomic cation transmembrane transporter activity. Lineage: Eukaryota; Metazoa; Chordata; Cladistia; Polypteriformes; Polypteridae. Gene Ontology annotation, biological process: monoatomic cation transport; transmembrane transport. The transcript is spliced from 15 exons.